UGGUUCGACAAAGAAGGAAAACUCACUAUCCAGUCUGUCUGCUCCCUGCUCUCAGGAAAGGGAGACAAUGAAGUACCCAGCUUGUUUCCUGGUGCUGUUCUUUGCUUCAGAAAUAUGGAGCUUGGACUUCAUUAUUGAGGACAUCCCAGAGGAUCUGGAUGAGCUAUUUGACUUUGAGGUUGAUGGAAUCUUUCCAAGAACCAUUCUGGGAAAUGGCAGAUACAAGAGAGGCACAUCCAAUGACAACAAUUCAGGAGAAUCGGUUGCAGGGGAAGACAACAUAAUCCUCCAUAGCUACAAGGUCCAGUCUACCAUCACAUCUCGGCUGGCCAACACCAUGGUCCAGACCACAGUAGAAAACGUUGCCAGGCAUCCACAGAACCUGGUCUUUGAUGUCCAGAUCCCUAAAGGGGCCUUCAUCCACAACUUUACCAUGAACAUCAACGGCAUUACAUUCACAAGUUCGGUGAAAGAAAAGUCUGCAGCCAGAAGUCAGUAUGCACAAGCCAAGGCCAAAGGGAAGGCUGCGGGAAUACUAAGGAGCAACGCCCUUGAUAUGGAGAACUUCAAAGCCGAGCUCAAUGUCCCAGGAGGAACCAAAGUCCGGUUCGAAAUCCAUUACCAAGAGCCGAUCCGCAGGAAAUUGUCCACUUAUGAGCACAUUGUCCCUGUGCAGCCAGCAAGGCUGGCUAAACGUUUAGAGGUGGACAUCCGCAUCAUAGAGCCUCAGGGGAUUAGCUUCGUUCAUGCUCCCAAUGCACUUGGAGACCAGUUUUCAGAUGCUACAACCACCUCCAAAGGAGAUAGAAAGGCUCACGUCUCGUUCAAGCCAACCGUGGCCCAGCAGCGGAAGUGCCCCAAUUGCUCUGCUACGGCAGUCGAUGGCAACUUUGUGGUGACCUAUGAUGUGAACAGAGAUAAAGCUAGCGAACUGGAGAUUUUCAAUGGCUAUUUUAUCCACUACUUUGCUCCUGAAAAUCUGGACCCCCUGCCCAAAAACAUCCUCUUUGUUAUCGAUGUCAGUGGCUCGAUGUGGGGAUUGAAAAUGAGACAGACGGUUGAAGCCAUGAAGACCAUCCUGGGGGACCUCCGCUCUGAUGACCAGUUUUCAGUCCUCGAUUUCAACCACAAUGUCCGGUGCUGGAGAGAUAGUUUGGUGCAAGCCUCCAAAUCCCAGACAGAAGCUGCCAAGAAGUAUGUCGAGGGAAUCCAUCCAAAUGGAGGAACAAACAUCAACGACGCUCUUCUCCGAGCGAUCUUCAUUUUAAAUGAAGCCAACAAUAUGGGAAUGUUAGAUCCAAAUUCUGUGUCCAUGAUUGUGCUGGUGUCAGACGGAGAUCCUACUGUGGGAGAACUUAAGCUGCCUACAAUUCAGAAGAAUGUGAAGAAGAGCAUUCAGAAUGACCUUUCUCUGUUCUGCCUUGGCAUUGGAUUUGAUGUGGACUAUGAUUUCUUGAAGAGGCUGGCUACUGAAAACAAUGGAAUGGCACAAAGGAUUUUUGGAAACCAGGAGACCUCCUCUCAGAUGAAGAACUUCUACAACCAGGUCUCCACCCCACUUCUAAAGAAGCUGGAAUUCAACUACCCCCAUGGGAUGGUGUCUGAUGUCACGCACAACAGCUUCCAAAACUAUUUUGGCGGGUCAGAGAUUGUAGUAGCAGGAAAAGUCGAUACUGAUAAAGUGCAACAUUUGGAAAGUAUUGUCACAGCCACAGCCUCCAAUGCAGAGUUAGUCUUGGAAACCCUGGCAGACGUCGAGGGACUGGAUGAAUUCCUGAGCCAAGAUAAGCAUGCCGAUCCAAAGUUCACUCAAAACCUGUGGGCUUACAUUACCAUCAACCAACUUAUGGCUGAGAGAAACCUGGCCUCUACGGCUGCCCUGAAAAGGAACAUCACAAAGAGAAUCUUACAGAUGUCUCUUGAUCAUCACAUUGUGACCCCGUACACAGCAAUGUUGAUCGAGAGCCCGAACGGAGAUGAAUUGAUGCUGGCAGACUCACCCCAAGACCGCAAGAGGGCCUGCUGCCCAGGUGCAUUAGCCGUUGGCCAGCCCAAACCCGAUGCUUCCAUCCCAGCCUGGGCGAAAGCCACCUCAAAGACAAGGGAUCCGCUUUCUCUCGCCAUGGGUCCAACAGCUGCAGCCAUCCAUGCUGGAGCCUUAGUUAUUGGCCAAGCAUCGACCGACAAUUCCAUCCCAUCUUGGGUGAAGCCCACACCGAAACCAAAGGGUCCAUUAGCUGUUGUCAUGGGUCCAACUAUUUCUGCCAUACAUGCAGGAGUUUUAAAUUUAGGGCAAGCUAAGCCUGAUAAUUCCACCACCUCUUUGGACAAAUCCACAAAGAAACCAGCUGGCAGCGGGAUACAUUCAGUGGACAACGACCCCCAUUUCAUCAUCAACCUGCCAAGACAACAGAAGAACAUCUGUUUCAAUAUAGAUUCCGAACCUGGAGCAAUCCUGAAUUUGGUUUCCGAUGCCGAGCUUGGGAUUGUUGUCAACGGGCAGCUCGUUGGGGCCAAGAAGCGUCUGAAUAAUAAACUGAACACUUACUUUGGCAAAAUUGGGUUCUAUUUCGAAAAGAAGGGCGUGAAGGUGGAAAUCAGCACAGAGGCCAUCACCUUGAAGGACGGCUCCUCCCGGACUUCCCUCUCCUGGUCGGAAACAGGAAGCCUCAUUCGGAGGAGGCUGCUUGUCUCUGUGAAGCAAGACAGCAAUGUUACUAUCACCGUGGACGGAGAGCUCUCCUUCAUGGUUUUGCUUCACCGCGUGUGGAAGAAACAUCCCGUCAACGUUGACUUCCUGGGAAUCUACAUCCCGCCCACAAACAACUUCUCGUCCAGCGUGCACGGCCUAAUCGGACAGUUCACACUUGAACCACACGUGCUCAUCUACAAUGAACGGCCUGGCCAAGAGCCGGGGAAAUCGGGAGCCACCAUGGUCGUGAAAGGCCACAAGUUGACUGUCACCAGAGGCCUGCAAAAAGAUUACCGCUUGGACCACGUCUUUGGAACCGCUGUCCGUUGCUGGUUUGUACAUAACAAUGGAAAAGGCUUCCUUGAUGGUCAUUAUGAAGAUUAUCUUGUUCCCUCUUUAUACAGUUACCUGAAGCGCCGCUGAAGGGCUUCUGCAAAGGUUCUCAGGUUCUUUAAAAGGACUUUCAGACAUUUAAAAGAAAAACAGCGUCUGAGUUUGCAGAUGUUGGACUACAACUCCCAUCAUCCCCAGCCACAAUGGCCAAGUUGUGGCUGGGGAUGAUGGGAGCUGUAGUCCCACUAUAUCUGGGGACCGAAGUCUGAGAACCUUGGGUUACAGCCUAAAGCAGAGACCAGAAGUAGCCCACAGCUGAUCAGCCAUGGUCUUUCUCCACCCAAUCCUACAGAAAUUCACUGGAGAAACAGUCUUUCCAGGGGAAAAGCUUUUCCAACAGAAAAGCCUGGGCAGGCUGGAUAUGGGCUGCAGACCCUGCGCUGGCAGCCCCUGCAUAGCAAAGCCCUUUUUCAUAGGACGACCAGCAUCCCCAAACUUCCCCUGGGAUGGUUUUUAAGUGUUCUUGAUGGCUCCAGCUAAGCCCACUGAAAUGGAAACCAGCAGAAACCCCAAAGCAUGCAUCGUGUUCAAAAGGGAACCCGAGUGAGUUGGCCAUCACAACAGCAAAUAACCUUUGAGGUGAUAAAUCUAAUAAUAAAAAGCUCUCGGAUGGGA
Messenger RNA from Hemicordylus capensis (graceful crag lizard), 3700 nucleotides. It is a transcript of the gene ITIH2, whose product is annotated as inter-alpha-trypsin inhibitor heavy chain 2. The transcript is spliced from 23 exons. Gene Ontology annotation, biological process: hyaluronan metabolic process. Gene Ontology annotation, molecular function: serine-type endopeptidase inhibitor activity. Bases 68 to 3115 code for a protein of 1015 amino acids. The record is from RefSeq and is a predicted model, not a curated record. Lineage: Eukaryota; Metazoa; Chordata; Lepidosauria; Squamata; Cordylidae.